AUGCUCCGGCCAUCGCCGUACCCGUCGCGGCGUCUCCUCCAGAGCGGCGACCCCAGCCGCAUACCGGGCAUCCCCCCGGCCGAUCCGCCCGCCGGCGUCAGCUCAGAUGUCGUCGUCAUCCUCGCCGCCCUGCUCUGCGCGCUCAUCUGCGUAGUCGGCCUCGCCGCCGUCGCGCGGUGCGCGCGCUCCCGCCGCAACGCCAACGCCCACGCCAACCCCUCCUCGCCGUCCGGCAGCCCGGCCCACGCCCUGGCGGCCUUCGGCGGGGGCGGCGGCGGGCAUAACCAUGGUACCACAACUACUACGACGACAGGCGCGUCCGGGGGCAGCGUGACGACCACCAGCAAGGGGCUCAAGAAGAAGGCGCUCAAGGCGCUGCCGAAGCUGGCGUACGCGGACGCGGUGGCCGCGGCGGCGGCGGCGAGGGGCGCCGUGGCGGGGGGCGAGGAGGAGGAGGGGCAGGACGGGAUCCUCGCGGAGUGCGCCAUCUGCCUGACGGAGUUCGGCGAGCGGGAGGAGGUGCGCGUGAUGCCGCAGUGCGGCCACGGGUUCCACGUCGACUGCGUCGACACCUGGCUGCGCUCCAACUCCUCCUGCCCGUCCUGCCGCCGCCCCAUCGUCCUCGACGACCCCGCGCCGCCCAAGCGGUGCCGCAAGUGCGAGGAGACCAUCCUGGAGGCCGUCAUCGCCUCCUCGUCGUCGUCGGCCGGCGGCAGCCGCGGCGGCGGCCGUGGGGGAUUCUUGCCGUAG
Molecule: messenger RNA, 750 nt
Organism: Triticum turgidum subsp. durum (durum wheat)
Lineage: Eukaryota; Viridiplantae; Streptophyta; Magnoliopsida; Poales; Poaceae
Source: the annotation of a GenBank genome assembly